AUGGAGGAGCUGGAUCGGGGCAUCACUCGUCAGUGCGUACGCAACCAGGACGAUAAACGACAUGGGUCGCCAUCGCGCACACAACCUUGGGCAGCAGCGGAGCCAGAGGUAGACGAAGGCCAGAGUGUCGUGGAGGCGGUCGGGGAGGAAGGCUACAGCGGCAGGUGGAGGAUGGCCACGGUGGUCGCUUGUUGUGGUAGGAGGCCGAUGGCUGCAUCGUCAUGCUCCUCGUCCACCAAGAUGCUCCAGCUCAACUCCUAUGGACGCGACAAGAACGCCGCUUGA
Triticum turgidum subsp. durum (durum wheat) is the source of this 285-nucleotide messenger RNA. NCBI's taxonomy places the organism in Eukaryota, Viridiplantae, Streptophyta, Magnoliopsida, Poales, Poaceae. The record is from the annotation of a GenBank genome assembly.